Molecule: messenger RNA, 427 nt
Organism: Amoebophrya sp. A25
Lineage: Eukaryota; Dinophyceae; Syndiniales; Amoebophryaceae
Source: the annotation of a GenBank genome assembly
AGGCUCACAUCGUCGAAAUUUUGAUAUCCACCUUCUUCACGACCUAAAAAAUUGAGACAUCAAUGAUGAAGGUAGGCAUUAUCGGAGGUGAUGGCGCUAUGGGUCGCGUGAUGGCUACGAUCUUUGGGCCCCACGCUGACGAAUAUUUCCUCGUAACCCACACUCAGAGAGACAUGUCCCAGCAGCAUCAGGAGAAUGUGCGGGUGGUCGAGAAGUCUGAUUUGGUAGUUUCAGUUAUGGCAUUCGAAACUGAAUUUUUCUAGAUAGUGGUACAUUCAUUUUCACAAUCUAGAGACACACCCAUCCUCUUCACCUUGCAGCAGCAUCCUCUAAUCCCCCGUUCUCCUGCAUCUCUCCGAACGUGUCGUGGGCCAACUGGGACCUCAUAUACGUGAGAGCCAGAUCAGUAUUGACAUCGCUGCCGUAA